UGGAAUACAGUUAACUGUAUGUUGCUGACUAGAUUUAGCUUUUUUCUCAAAAGGCAAAAAGGCAUAAUUAUUUAUAAAACAAAGUAUGAAAAUCCCUGUUCUGGUAAUUUUUACUCAGCAGUGCAGUAUAAAUUGACCACAGGAGGAUGAAGUUUGCGAUUGAAGGGAAAUGUGACUUGAAAAGAUGCAACUGUAGUAGAUGAACGUGUGUGAUAACCAUGAAGACCUGCCUCUUUCACCAAGAAGCAGAAUAGGAAAGACAAGAGAAGGAAACUAAGGAAAGAAGGAUGGUUCACAACUUGUAUACUGAAGUUCACCUUCAAAACUAAUGACAAAGACUUAAAGGUAUUACUAACUCAAGAUUGAAACAAGUAAAAAGUAAUAUUUUUUUAAUGGUACUUAAUAAUUUAGAUUUCCAUCUGUAUUUUUCCUUUUCAUCUUUUCAUGCCCUGCCUUCCCCUUUACAUAGUGUAGACAACUCUCUGCUAGUUCUUAAUUUUCAAGCUGCGUUGCUUGGAGGUAUUCAAUCAUAAAUCACAAUGGUGUGUUUCUUUCCAUUUACUAAAUGAGAGUACACAUAAUUUCUGCAUUGAAUGAUAAGUUAGGUUGCCACAAAUGCUUUGGCUUAAGACCUUGACAUUCAUUCCCUCUCCACAGGCAUUAAUGUCAGAAAAGCUCAAUUGUUUGAGCAGUCACAUGGAAAGUAAAUGCAAGAAGUGCCCCAGUAUGACUGAAGGAAAUUCACUGAAAAAUUAGGAAGAAAAAAGGCAAAAAGGGAAGAUACGUGUCUAUAGAAAAGGAAUAUAGUUAGACAUGGAAAUAAGCCUUGUAGCUGCCUUGAACUCAGUUUCUGGGUAAUGAAGAGCUCCUUUGAAGAUUUCUGUUGGAUAUGGGUUAUCUGGACACCAGCAAACUUAAGUAUUAGUAGACCUCAGGGAACAGAGGAUAAAAAUGUAAUUCCUAGUAGGGGCUUAAGUACUGAUUUGCUUCUCUGCGGGAGACUGGAGCAGGCUGCCAGACAGAAGUUUCAAAAGAAGCCUGGCUGUGGGAGAUGCUAUGGGCAUGUGAAGCAGCUGAAGAACAGGGAAUUACAAUUAUACAAGCCUUCUAGUUCCUGCUGAACAAGACAGAUUUCUUGUAGAAACUAAUGCAAAUCCCUAAUACGUGUGACAAAGGAGCGUCACAGUGAAGUGGGAGAAAACAUCCAGUGACAGAGCUCUGGCAGGAUGAACCCAAGAGGAGGAGCUGCUCCAGGUGUCUGUUUGUGGGGUGCGUCAAAUGAAAUGGAGGUGAGUGAAAUUGUUUUACUGGCAAAAAAAGACUGGUGCACAGAAAGUGGAAUGAGCAAAUCUGAGUUGUAGGGACAAGCAAAGGAGUUGAGUGGCGCUGGGGCAACGCGUGCCUUUUCUUCUCUCCAUCUGAUGCCGUCCAAGGCAGUUUGCAUCAACUCCUCUGCAGUGGCAUGCAGUCACCAGGUAGGUACCAAACUGUGCCAGGUGUGGUAUCCUACUCCUUUGAAAUGAAAACUUCAUGGGGAAGAGCAAACAGAGAUCUUACUAGGGUACUCGUUGGAUUCAGUUCAGCCUCAAACACUUGUUUCUUUCAUCUUCAGGAGGAAGAAAAAAAAAAAGGCAAAAUGAGUGGAGAGCAAGCCCUCGCUUUGGAAAAGGAAUUCUAGCUGAAGCCAGGAGUGGGCAAAGUUGAUACAAAUCUUGGUUUGAUUAGCAUGUAUAGGAAUCAUUUACAGUCAUUUAUCUCCUUUUUUCCUAGUGUUUUCCUCCUAAACUUGUUGUUUUGCUCUGUAAAAGUGAGACUGGUCAGCUGCUUUUCUGUUACCCUCUGAGGGAAGAGUUCUGCAGGUGCUGAAUUGCACUCAGAAGUGUGGAGAAGGAUCACCAUGAUUUACAAGGAGGCUUCAGGUCAAAACCCUUCUGAGGAAGAGAAGAAGCAGGUUCUGAUCAGAGAAAGAUAACUGCUUCUGCCUGAAAGUUAAACAGGUGCCCUUGAGGGGAGACCACACAGGGAUCACAGGUUCAAUCAGCUCCAGAGAUGUGGUAAUCACUAGAUGGGUCAUUUACCUAAGUAGUCUAGAGGUAGCAAUAACUAUUCAUUACUGCAGAGCUAUCAAAAUUAUGGUUCUCUUUUUUCCAUCUUUUCAUGGUCUUCCUUCCUUCCCUAAGCAUAUAAAGAGCAAAAUAGGAAAGCCAUUAUAUUAAAUCGCUCUUAAAUAAUGUGGAACAAUGAGCUUAGUUAUAAGUAGUGUUUAUAAAUGGUAUUGAAGAAGAAAAAAAAACACAGAGGAGUCUACAGCUAUCACACAAAUUAUUUCCACCCAUGGGUUUGGAAAGUUGUUAGUCCAAAUUGACCUAACUUCCUACAUUUGACUGAGUAAUGUCUCAAGAGAUUGAUAGUCUUUCCUUUUGAGCUCCGAAAUAAAAGAAGAAGAAAGAUAGGCAUUCAACUCGGUGUCAUCCAGUGAAGGGCAGACUCAUGUCAAAGAAAUCUGGAAGUUCCAACCACCUGAGACACAGCCUGGCACAACAGUCCAAACAAGUUAUUCAAAGCUGCAUGGUUAAAGAGGGUAGGUUAUAGAGGCCAGACAGCUGAUAGCCAUUAAAGAGAGCUGUUCCUGUGCUGAUAAGACUAAUCUGCUCACUUGAAUAUUUAUCUGAGAUGCAGAAGACUUGCAUUCAGUUUUAGGUUUUAUAAAGGCAGCCCGUGCUCCCUGGACAGUUAGUUAUUCGACCUCUUCUGUGGUUCCUCUAUGAGAAAUUGGUGUAAUAGUUCUCUGGCUCAUGGUCACGUGCUGGUAACCACCAGAAAAGAUCACUGCCAAGGUGCUCUAACUCCAUGCUCCAUCCACUAAAAGACAGUUCAGAGAAACAAGAAUGGAUGUUUUCUUUCUGUAAGCUUUGUUUAUGAAAUGUGUUCUCACUGAAACCCAUUAAUCAAAACAUAGUCUGAUGCAUGGUUAUUUGCUUGAUCUCGUGUUUACUCAAGUCAGCAGAAAUCUUUCACUGGAUGUUUAAUGUCUUCCCCUCCCUGCCUUGGUGUGACGCUUCCUGGUCAGUGGACCAGCUGAGGAAAAACGCUCGAGAGUAAAAGCCGUUGGGAUGAGUGGUGAAGCAACAAGGACCCAGAAAAAUGAAUCUGAAGGGUUACAUAGUCUGCAGUUUAAAAGUAAUUGUAGCCCUGCAGUUAAGAGACAAUGUAAGUACUGUUGCAGCCACGAUGGUUCAAAGGUGUAAGGAAAAUAAGGUUGUUUAAGUUCUAAAUCAACUUUAAAUGCCUUUAUUCUUACUUUUAUUACACGUAUCCCCAUAGCCUGAACUGCAGAAUAGAGUGCUCAAGAAGCUGAACACUGACUCAAUAAAUCUCUGUAGUUCAUCAGGUAAAGCAAUUGAAUUUUGAAGUGGUAAAUGCCGUUGUUUGAACUUCGGGAUUUUUUUGCUUGAGACGUAACCUUCAUUAAAUAACAGUGUCUUGAACUUGCGUUGUUUCCCCACAAAGACUGGUGAUGAUACUAACCUCGAAUGCAGUCUGUAGGCAAGGAGCAGAGGCAGGAGGAGCACGUGCUACAAGAAAGGCUGUGUCCAGCCACGACCCACGCGGCUCCGCUCCAGGACAAGUCACGGUUGUUUCAGCAGCUUGCUCGGUGCGAAGGGCUCAGUGCCACAGCGUCUGAGUGGUCACAUGCAAGCUCUGGGGACACCAGUGUCUGCCCCACACAGGUUGCACGUGCCACUGUGUGGGCAAUGCUGAAGGAAGCCAAGGAGGUAGUUCCUGAAAUUGCAGGGGUUUGUUUUGGUGAGAAAGAGGAGGAUUUCAGGUUUGCCUCUCCUGGAAAAAAAGAAAAUUUUAGUGUAGUCUCCUUUCUCUCCCACUCCUGUGAUUCCAGUAUUCUGACUUACUUUCUUUUAAAUAAGAGCUACCUGAUGAACUUCUCUAGUCAUCACUUCGGGGUGUUCAGCCACUUUUCACAUCAAAUGCUUAUUUAGUUAAUACCUGGGGGACAAUUUGUAAUUACUGGGACAAAUUCAGUAUGUACACAGAGUGUUUUAAGGGGAUUUAUUAUAAUCUACUUUUUUUUAUCUUUCAGCAAAUAGUUUCUAGAGUGAUUUUUAUGCCUCUAAGACAAAUUAACUGAUGAACCUGGAGUGAAAGUAGGAUUUAGACCUAAAGACCAAAAUUUCUAAAAGGUCUUCAAAUUUUACAGCAAUGGGAUUUUUAUGAAUGAAGGAGCAGCAUAUUAGAGGUCUUCAGGGAGGGCACUUCAGCUUGGGAGCAGACUUCUGCUUGUCCUUAAGAGGAGACUCAAAGGAACAGUGGCCAAAUGAGAAUGUUUCUAAAAGAUUAAAAAUGGGACUAAUGUAUUUGCUGGCACUUACGCAGCACAAUUAUUUCACCCAAGUCAACAUGUUUCUGCAAUUGGCAGCCCUGGAACCGAAGCAUGUGACUCAGCAACUUGGCAGUCUUGUUCAAGAAUGUACAUCAUUUAUAUUCAGGAACUAUUUUCAAGCUAAGCAAAUAUGUUGUUAUAGAAAGGGGAAAAUUGUGAAAACUUACUGCGGAACUCUGCUACAGCAGAUACAGUCAGGUGAAAAUGUAGGAAGGAUGGUGGUGAACUUCAGCAAAGCCAGCAGAGGUUGUGACAGGCUGCCCAGAGAGGCUGCGGAUCCGUUAUCCUUGGAGAUUUUCAGCAUCCAACUUGUAAAAGCCCUCACCACUCCGAUGGGAACUCAGUGCAACCUUGAUUCAGGAAAAAAAACUUGGACUAGAGAUCUCCUGUGGGCCCUCCAGUCACGGCCUCUGCAGGGGCUUGUGCAAGCAUCGCUGUCACAGCUACAGACAUGGGAACUGCGGCAAACUCCCCGGUAGCUGAGACCAGGGGCCACUUUGGCAUUCCGCUCCCCGCUCCGCUGAGUCAGCUCCAAGGUGGGACACUUUGCUUUUCUUCCUCUUUUUCCUCCCUGGGCCAGGAAUAGCGCCAGGAGCAGAAGACAGUUGCGCUCUAGCUCAACUGCUGGUCGGUUUUUAACCCUGUAUUUUUAUCUCUGCCAUACGACGCUGAUCCCAGAGAGGAGCCCAAGCUGAACAUUGCUGUCUUGUUUGCUGGGUCUUCUGCCGCGCAUAAAAAUUCAGGCCUGAAAGGUUCAUCUGGAGACUCUGAAAAGGUCUUUCUACUUCAGCUUUGCAAACACGGGUUUUGAUCAUAGGGUAUGGCUGGUGGGAGCAGGAACGCUCGCUGUACCGCAGCAUUCAGCUCCAGCACGGUAGCCGUUGCAGUAACGAAAAUGUGGAUCGCAGGGUGUGCAUAAUCACACCUGAUCUGUCUGAACUGUAAUUACGUUUUGGGACUUCUGCAGAUUUGGGGAACAUGCCCCGUUCAUUUAAACUGUAAGGCCAGGCUGUGUUAGGAUACUACUGUGUUGGAGCAAUGUUUUCCAAAAUGAUUGACUUAAAAUAGGUCUGACUUCGUAAGAUCUACAAAUUUAUCUUUCAAAGUUUGUAAUUCUCUGACAAAUUAAAUAAAGAGUGUAUCUAAAUACUAGAACAUAACAGUCUUAAUUGUCAGAAGAGCCACUUAAUAAUGUG
This is a messenger RNA of Tyto alba (common barn owl), 5595 nucleotides long. RefSeq lists its product as uncharacterized. The coding region runs from base 4234 to 4878 and encodes 214 amino acids. The transcript has 9 exons. NCBI's taxonomy places the organism in Eukaryota, Metazoa, Chordata, Aves, Strigiformes, Tytonidae. The record is from RefSeq and is a predicted model, not a curated record.